CUCCGGCAAAAGCGCCAGCACAAGGCGUACACAGGGCAAUGUGCUCUCUUUGACUUCGACCAUACCCAAGUGCCAAGGACACCAAAUCUGCCCAUUUCGCAACAAGCUCAAUCACAUAGAGCUUGCCCACCGUUAGAGUUAUGGGCGCUGGCGACCUUUGGCCUUCGAGGCGCAGACCCAACACAGUGGUCGUGUGGUCUUUUGCUAGCAUGUCCUUUUCCCGCACUCGAAUGCUCUUGCUCUUUUGGGCCUUUUGAAGAGACUAUGGCUUGUUGUACUCGGCCAGCCGAUGGCCGACUGUCCGCCCAUCCGUCCAUAAGUACCACUCUCUGUCUCCCCUAGGUUCACCCGUUCAAAGGAGCUGGCUGUCAGGCUUCAUUCUGGGUUUUCGUUGCAUCUUCAAACUCUGCGCAUAGACGGCAGGUUUAUACUUGACAGGCAUGGCGGGAAUCACCGUUUCAGUCACUUCCACUCAGCGAGCGACGGCGAAAGCGAUCCCCGUCAGUCCCAUCACUUCAGCUCCCAUUCUGACCCACCAGCGUGACUUGAUCAAGAGGUCCGACACAGACACAGUCGAAGACAACACUUGUGGAUGGGUUAACGGUGAUCUCAACACUCCUCUUGUGUGUGACUAUCAAGCCUGCCUUUGGUCUCCCGAACUUCAUGCCGUCGGCUGUUGUGCGGACGCUGCCACAACGGAUUGCGCCUGGGUGACCUCGUGUGUGCCCUAUUCCAUGGUGAAUAAUGGCUGUGAUAUGGCGUGUCAAGGGAAUUACCUCAACACUGUUUGCGACGAAGACUAUCCCCUUUGCGCAACGGCGACUUUCGGCGGCCCGGCGGGCUACACCUACCUCAGCUGCACAGACACCAUUGGUACAACGGACACGAUGAUGCUCACGUACUACGGCGGAAACGCAACCAUUGAAAAUUUGCCCCGGUACUUCUCCAGUUAUUGGUACGGGAGCACGGCUACCUCUACCUCGACCUCGACCUCCUCUCCAACCGAGGAUGCCAAUGUUGGUGAUACGAUAUCUUGGCUCUCUGGCCACAAGACCAUCCUCAUCGGAGCUAUCGCCGGCUUUUGCGGGUUAGUCCUCCUCCUGGUGAUUGGUUGCUGUGUCUUGCGCAGCAAAAGGUCCAAGCGAGGCCGGUAUACACCCGCAAAUGCGCAGAUGCCUCCACAGGAGGGAUUCGGGAUGCAUUAUCAAGGCGCGGCGGCAUAUCAGCGGCCUCCUUCGUAUCAUCCCAGUUAUGGGUAUCAACAAGACUAUGUCCAGGCGUACGUGACUCCGAAUAAGUGAGGGAGGACUGUCGCGAGUUUGUUCCAUCUUGAGCUGUCGGAGGUCAGGACUCCUGGGUGUCCUCCUCGAGAGAAGACCCCGCCAUUGUGGAAUGCAUCCUGUGUGGCCCAGAAGGAGGAUCCAAACAAUGCCUCUGGCCCCUCUUCUCCCCGGCUUGAAUUCUUCGGAGUCCUUUUGAAAUCAUUGUCGUCCUGCGUCGAUGGGAGGAGCAAGGGAAAGAUGGUGGUGAGGUUGGUUUGCUUGCCCUUUUAUUCACCAUCUAUAUAUUCAUUCCAUGCCAUGCCAUGCCAUGCCAUAUGUGUUGCGCCUCUUUGGACAGUCUCUCAACGCCGAGAACAUUCCCGUUUCUCG
Messenger RNA from Cladophialophora immunda, 1652 nucleotides. RefSeq lists its product as uncharacterized. Bases 441 to 1301 code for a protein of 286 amino acids. The record is from RefSeq and is a predicted model, not a curated record. NCBI's taxonomy places the organism in Eukaryota, Fungi, Ascomycota, Eurotiomycetes, Chaetothyriales, Herpotrichiellaceae. The transcript is spliced from 4 exons.